CGUCUUGUCAUUUGUUCUUCCCCGCACCGGGCUGGCCACUGGCAAGGCGGGGCGGGGCCGGUCAUGGCGACCGGGGAGCUCCGUGGGCAUGUGGUGCGGAUGUCCACGCAGGGGUCCCAGCCUGGUGCGGCUCCCGACAGCGUGGCAGGAGCUGCGGGGCUGCCCUCCAGACAGAGCGGCGACGCGGCCCUCCGGCUCGGGGAACGCCCGCUCCCCGCCACGGAGAAGCGUGGACCCUACUUGGUGACGCGCGCACCUUCCAUUCAGGCUAAGCUGAAGAAACAUCGGGACCAUGCCAAGGCCGUCCUACGGAGAAAGGGCAUGCUGGGUGCCUUGACGAACCGCCCCGAUUCUUCAGGGAAAAGGUCAGUGAAGUUUAACAGGGGCUAUACUGCUCUUAGCCAGAGUCCAGAUGAAAACCUGGUGUCCCUUGACUCUGACAGUGAUGGGGAGCUGGAAUCCAGAUACUCCUCCGGGUAUUCCUCUGCAGAGCAGGUGAACCAGGACGUGAGCCGGCAGCUGCUGCAGGAUGGAUAUCACCUGGAUGAGAUUCCAGAUGAUGAGGACCUGGACCUCAUUCCUCCUAAGCCUAUUGCUUCUUCCACGUGUUCUUGCUGCUGGUGCUGUCUUGGGGAUUCUUCCUGUACCCUCCAGUAGCCACAGCCCUCCAGGAUAGGCAGAUGGCCCUGCUGGCCCUUCACAGCUCAGUGCACUGGGUACUGCUGCCAGCCUAGAACCACUGGAGGCAUUGACCUCUGAGCAGGUCAGUGGCCUACAGGUAGCCCUCACCUGGUGCUUCUCAUGUCAGAGGUCCCCGUCUGGGUCAUAGGUGACAGGUGGAAGUCAGCAGGUUUCCAUUGGGGCAGUUCCAGGAAGCCACUUUCAUAAUGUGGUUCUUAUGCUGCUGACAGGGAUUGCUAAGAAAACCAUUUACAGACAUUCUGACUGGUGUUUGUCAAGGUGUUCUGAGGCGGGAGAAGAAAACUCGUCCGCUCAGGCUGUGCUCGGAGGUGUAGUGGGAGGCAGAGAACGGCACUUUAUGGUCUGCAGUAGUGAAAGAGUACAACUGGGGCCAAGUCAGGAAAGCACCAAGUGGGUUGUCCCUUCAGGUUACAUCCUGUUUGUUAUGGCAAGGAGUCUAAAUGAUGGAGUAGGACCAUGGCUUUCAGAACCUCUGGACUUGGGACAUUCUACUGGUCCUGCUGUCUGGAUGGGCUUAGUAACUCGGUCAGCCCUUUACCCAUUAGAAGAGAACUGUUCUGUCAUAUAUGUUUAUUUAUCUGUAGUUCCCUGACCUUGGAGUUUUUCUGCCUUCUUUUUUUUUUUUUUAAGGUAAAAAUUGGAUUGGCUGCUGAGGCUAUCACCAGAAACCCACAGUUUUUAUGAUUACCAGCAGAGGGAGCUGCUGGGAAGUCAGUGCCUUCCUAUAGUUAGCUAUUUAAGCUUUUGAGAAGUAUUGAUGGAUGAGAGCCAACAUCCUGGUGUAGCUGUGUGACUCUGGCCUACAUGGAAAUGUUUAGACAGGAUGGGAGGGGAGACCCCACCUGCGUUGAUGAGUCUGCAGUGCGGGGGGGAGGGGGGGGCUUCGCUCUAACAAGGUCAUUCCUAUGGCACAUUCCUCUCCCCCAGCACAGGACUCACAGGCUGCAGGUGUAGUGCACUUGCCUAGCAUGUGCAAGGCUGGGAGGGAGGGGGGACGUGGGAAAUAAAACAAGCCUGCGUGUGAGCACAGCUCAAUCCCAAGCUGAAAACAAACGCAGGAAUAAUCUCUCCUGCUAUACUAAGCCUCUUCCUGGAAUUUAGUUUUCCCAGACCCCUUCCCCAGGUUGUUUUAUCUAACCCGGGUAUGUGGUGAGGCUUGGGGUAGAUAUGGUUCCCAGCAUAAGGGGCACAAUAGUCAAGAGUUAGGGGUUGGGAACACAUGUGACUGUCCUACCCAGUGACUACUAGAGACUUAGGAGGGAUGAUAUGCCCUGUGUCCUUUCAUGAGUAGUAGUAGAAAGGGUCAGGUGAGAAGGUAAGGCCUUCUGUGUCCCUCAGCUACAGACCUGCCUGCCCUUUCUACUGCUGCCCAGCAGGGCUUGUUCUCAGGCUGGGGAAGGGUGAAGCAGUACACUGUCUACCGCUGUUCACUCAACUGCCGGGCAGCAUCACGGGAGGGAAGAUGGAACCGGAGGCACAUCUGCUUGGUUCUUAGGUUGGGCCAUAGAUGCUCUGUGCUGUGGUGGGAGUCUGCAACUCAGUGCAAGGAUCUCUGAUUCUGAGCACUUUAUGUAAGGCCCGCAGGGAAGGAGCACAAACCAUAUCCCGGCCUUCUGUAAGUCUGCAGGGUGGAGGCCUCGUGUGAAAAGGGAAUACAUGUAGGGCAGAGUAAGGACUUGGCAGGGCUCAGUGAGGGCCAGAAGUGGUUGUGGAACUGAAGUGUAGAGCUCUGUUUCUAUUUGGUUAGAACACAGUAGCCUGGACAUUUGGCAGCUCCUGGGGGUGGGCAGUACCCCCAAACCACAGUCUCUGGGUGGUUGUUGCUGUAGUUAAUAGUUAACAUUGAGGUACUUGGCUGGAACCGUCCCUGGAAGGAAAGUUCUUGAGCUGGGUGGCCUUGUGUGGGAAAGCAUUACUCGUGGAGAAAGCUCAAUAAUGUCCAGUUAGGAGGGAUAGAAAGGGACAGCUGGUAGGGGCUGGGUGAAAACACCACCAAUAUUGGCACAACAGUGCCCACAUCCUAACUGCCUUAAUUCCGAGGGCUGGGUGUUCUUCAGGGGCAGUCCCUGGGAAGGAGUGCAUCUGAGCUUCCUCAGGAGUGCUCCCUGUGUUUACGCUGCUUCUCAGACCUCUCUCUCGGCUUGCACUUUCAGUCUGUUAUAAUAAAUGCAAUCCUGGUAGUUGA
Molecule: messenger RNA, 2887 nt
Organism: Rattus norvegicus (Norway rat)
Lineage: Eukaryota; Metazoa; Chordata; Mammalia; Rodentia; Muridae
Gene: Fam219b
Product: family with sequence similarity 219, member B
Exons: 5
Coding region: 64-657 (197 amino acids)
Source: RefSeq, marked validated